This is a messenger RNA of Colletotrichum destructivum, 1633 nucleotides long. RefSeq names its product Putative PDZ domain, peptidase M50, 26S Proteasome non-ATPase regulatory subunit 9, PDZ superfamily. Gene Ontology annotation, biological process: proteasome regulatory particle assembly. Lineage: Eukaryota; Fungi; Ascomycota; Sordariomycetes; Glomerellales; Glomerellaceae. Gene Ontology annotation, cellular component: nucleus; cytoplasm. The record is from RefSeq and is a predicted model, not a curated record. The transcript has 4 exons. Gene Ontology annotation, molecular function: protein binding. The coding region runs from base 290 to 991 and encodes 233 amino acids.
GCUGUCGGACAGUGUAAACAGCUGAGAGAUGUACCCCGUAGCACGCACAUUCCCUCCGUUUGGCUUGUCUCACGCACCGUUGAGGAUACUGCCGUCAGCCCUCCUGUCUAACAGCGCGGGGCAUUGCAAUCAAUGUCUUGAGAGUCCUCAUCCUCACUUGCACCCAACAAAACAAAUUCGAUCUAUCCAACUCAGUAGGACGACAACCACAUCUUAACAUUCCCAGGCACUUUUUGAAGUAAUCUGGGGAGUUGCCACGCCCUACGUAUCACGAGUGCCUUCGACGGCGAUGGGAUCAUUCCUCAAGAUGAAUAACAUACACGCCCCAACAGUGCCUUCAGGCCCGACUAGCAAUGCGACGGCCAACGGCCAUUUCGGCCGUCUCACAUUCGUGGAACUCCAGAAGAAAAAAGAUGACGUGGAGGCUGAGCUGAAGGCUCUCGGCGCGGUUCUCGAUUCUCAUGGGGCCGACAUGAACACCCCCCUUACGACUCGAGACGGCUUCCCGAGAGCGGACAUCGAUGUUGCUCAAGUACGUACGACGAGAGCCCGUAUCAUCCAUCUGAGAAACGAUUACAAAAGUCUCAUGGCCGUGAUUGAGAAGCAUCUUCACGAUCACUUUGCCAGCUUACAAGAAGACGAUAUCACCGCAGUUCGAUCUUCCGGGGAUGCCAGCCUUCUGGCGGAUCACUCCGCACCUCGGCCGCUGGAGCCCUUCGCCAAGGUCAACAGUGUUGUCCCAGGAAGUCCAGCUGAGACAGCGGGUCUGAAGCCAGGCGAUGAAAUCAGCAGUUUUGGAUAUGUCAACCUUUCAAACCAUGACAACCUGACGAAGGUGGGCGAGUGUGUUCAAGGGAACGAAGGUCGACCGAUCUUGGUCAAAGUAUCGCGGCACAGUUCAGGUACGCGCCGGGAAAUGCAACUUACAUUGACGCCAAGACGCAGCUGGGGUGGCAGAGGUCUACUGGGCUGUCAUAUUCUGCCUCUGUAACGAUGACAAUCUAUUUCCAGCCAUAUAGGUUGCAAUUUCGCGGGCCUCAAGUGCAUGAAAGCGGAGUACUAUGCCCAACAAACGCAUCUACUUCCAUAAUUGUUGGCCGAAUCGCUAGACUAACUUGUUCCACCAUCAACUGAUAAAUGAAGGUUUAGAUCGUCGCUUAUCGGAAUCACGUUUUUGUUCGACAGGUUUCUCUGGGGUUGACAAUUCAGAACCAACAAACAGGAGCAAGGAAACAAUAAUAAAACCAAAAAGUAAAAGUUGAAAAAUGAGAAGAAACCCCUUAUAAAGAUAUAGAUAACGGUUUCUAGCCAACCCAAUCGACUACCUAGGUUGACAGAACUGUUAGGCAGAAGACAACCCAUUCUGCCUACUGGUGGGCAGCUAAUGAGGGAUUUGGAAUUGGCAGGCAUGCCAUCAAGCAAAGCGCAAGGAAGUAUCUGGUCCUGUCCAAGGUAGGAAAAGCAGGUUGUAGAAAGUAGUACAUUUAGUUGCCCCUGAGGAUGAUGGGGUUUUUUUCUUCUUUUUUUCAGACUGGCAACGGAAGGGGAAGUAAGGUUGAUUAGUGAGACGUGAUAUUAUUGUCGGAAGCGGCAAGCAAACACUCGCAUUUAUAUAUCAGAAUACAAUAUUGAA